Amphiprion ocellaris (clown anemonefish) is the source of this 3185-nucleotide messenger RNA. Its product is annotated as butyrophilin subfamily 1 member A1-like. NCBI's taxonomy places the organism in Eukaryota, Metazoa, Chordata, Actinopteri, Pomacentridae. The record is from RefSeq and is a predicted model, not a curated record. The coding region runs from base 431 to 1867 and encodes 478 amino acids. The transcript has 7 exons.
AUGUCUGAAAGUUCGCUGCUAAACUGCUAAAGCAGCAAGGAUUUUUUACCAAAGCUCACACAUAAAGGGAUGUCAGUAAACUAUUCUCUGAUGGAGAGUUUAUAAAAGAAUGUCUGGUGGACUCUGCAGCGUUUAUAUGCCCGGAGAAGAAAGGAGCGUUCGUUAAUGUGACCCUUUGGAGGCGAACCGUAACGAGGCGGGCGGAGAGCAUCGCCGAAAAUCUGGAGCUUCAGCUGCACAACAAAGUGGACGAUUUUGACGUUUUGUCCUUGGCUCUGGACGAGAGCUGUGAUGUCCAUGACACAGCCCAGUUACUCAUCUUUGUACGUGGACUAACAAAAAACCUUUGAGAUGACGGAGGAGCUGGCAGCUGUGCAGCCAAUGAAGGGAACCACGACGCAGGAAAAAAAUCAGCUGCUGUCCUUUGGUGAUGUAUUAUCGUCUUUUCCUGCUUGGUACUCUGCUGUUUUGUACAGGUGAGUCCUUCGCACAGGGUCAACCAGAGGCAGUCCUCGCCUUUGCGGGUGGAGAUGCAGUCCUGCCCUGCAGUUUUGAGAUCGCCGCCAGCAACGACUUCCCGACGGUGGAGUGGUCCAAGGAGGGCCUGAAGCCCAACGUCAUCUUCUUGUACCGCGAUGGCUGCGAGACCCACGAGAUGAAGAACCCGUCCUUCGAGUACAGGACGAGCCUCAUCGCCAGAGAGCUAAAAAACGGAAAUGUCUCAUUGAGGAUCUCUGACGUGCAGCUGUCGGAUGCUGGGAAGUACCAGUGUAUGCGGCUGUGGAAGGACUCGCCCUGGGAGGUGACGACGGUGGAGCUUGUUGUAGUUGCAGUUUCGGAGCCGAAGCUGUCGGUGGUUUCAGCAGAAAGUGGAGGAGUGACGCUGCAGUGUGAAGCCGCCUGCUGGCUGCCGCAGCCUGAGAUCAAGUUUCUGGACCACGAAGGAAACGAAAUCCCGGCCGAAGAGCCAAAAAGAGAGCGACACGAGAGCGGAUGUGACACCGCGAGACAAAGAGUCACCGUGCAGAGCGCCACCAACAGGGUCACCUGCAGAGUUCACCAGCCAGAGUUCAACCACACCAAGCACAUAGAGAUCUUCAUACCAGCCGAGUGCACGAGGUCUCACACUCAAACCAUUGUCAUCGCUGUUGGAGGGACAUUUUUAUUUUUCUUAGUCACAUGUGGAUUAGCUGUGUUGUUGUGGAGGAGAUGUGGCAAACCUGCGAAGAGAAAUCAGCCAAUGAAUAGGCAGGAAUCAGAUCAAAGUACUUUCAGUACUGUUGCUGAACACCACCCUCUGCAGGUUCAGAGAAGCACAACCGAUGACCCAGGAAACGGCACAGUCCAAAAGCUGAAAAGUAAAGUGGCUGACCUCGAGUGGGAGCUUCGUAUGAAGGACGAGACCAUCCGCCAGCUACAGAGCAGCUUAGAAUCUCAGCAGCGUUGUGCUUUCUGCCAGCUGGAACCGGUGGUCAACCAACGCUCCGAGUCCAGCAACUCUCCAGCAGCUUCACCCAGUUCUAACCCGACACAAUUUACCAAUUUCCCCCAAGUCAUUGGUCCAAAUCUUUUCAUCCAGAGACCAAUCAGCAACCCAACACCUAACCACCCACCACAAAGAAGGCACCGCAUCUACAGCAGUCCAGCUGCUAUUCAUUAUUCAUCAUCCAGGGCUUCUUUAUCUGCCGCUGCAGAGAAAAAGCGGCUGCAAGUCCAACGGUUGAGAAGUGUGUCCGAUGAGCAACCGGGUCAGAACGGUGUCCUGCUUCAGCGCAGACACUCCUCAGUGCUUCCAAUGUUAUAUCAGCCUGUCAACCGCUACAGACACCUGGCGAAUUUACCAGAAGUCACCGAAUCCAUUUACUGAGAGAAGGGAUUUUUUGGGGGGCAGAGCUCAAAUGUGGUCACAACAAGCCAAGCAAGAAGUCACCGACAUUUUGUACAACCAACCUUUAAUGUUUAAAAUUUUAACCCAAAUCUGUUAGUGAAACACUGGUUGUGGUAGCUUUGGACAACGCAAUUUGUGUGUAACUGCUAUGUUGUUCCACAGUGCAAAAAACGUACUUGUUUCUCAGGACUUUCACACAGGAGAUCAUGAUACAAAGUCCUGAAUGGUCCUGUUGGUUUGUGGUGUUUUACUCGCUGUUUACUUUCAUUUUCGGUCACUGUUUGGUGUUUACACCACAAAAUUAUUUGGUUAAGUUUGUGUAACAGUGCUGAUUGGUUUGGUUUAAUUUCUCCUGAGAAGUGUAAGUUUUGAAGCCUUUUGUUGUGACAUUCUUACAUUUUACACAUUUUCUAUUACACUGGGCUGCUUCGAGCAGAGCCACACUAGCUAUUUCCCUUCAUUUCCAGUCUUUAUGCUAAGCUAUGCUAACUUGACACAAGUGUACUUCUUAAUUGCUUUGACUUCAGUCAACAAAAGCAGAACCAAACUGCAUUUUAUGCUGCUAAUGAUUCACCUGCUUAUGCUAAAGACUCUUUAAGAGAGAGCCUGAUUUUAAUUAAGCUUAAUUUGCAGGAAUGCGUAUUUAUUUUAAAUUAAUGUUGGUGAUAUCAGAGUGGCUUUACUCAAAUUCACAGCUCACAUUUCUAAGAAAAAAACAGCUCACUCCCAUCUUGCACUUUAGACUUUUUUGGCUUUUAUUGACAAAAUACACUUUUGAGCACAUUAUUAUCUGACUUGCAGGCUUGCACAUGUGUGGUAAAAUCUUUAUUAGCAAUGAAAUGUUUGAUUGUAUAAAUAGAAAUGUAGAUGUUUGUAUUUUUUAAGAUGUCCAUUUUUAUGUCCAAUAUACCCCGUUAUGACAUUGAAGAAAGAUCUCUCCUUGUCCUAUUUAAGUGCCUACUUCUGUCAUGCAAUAUUGGUGUGAGACCUGGAAGCAGAUUCAGUGCUGAAUUGCAAUGUUGUCCAUUUUUAGGUUUACUAGCACUCAGCAUUUCCAAACUUUCUUGAAGCUUUGGGCUGAAAAGUGCAAUUUUGAUCAACUAAAUUGAAUUUAUUUACUCCUUUCUGAUUCAGUUUUACUGUCUUGUCAUGUAAUUUUCUUCAUCGGGUUUACGAUAUCUGAUGCAAACCAAAACACUAACAAUUGUCAAGUUCUUGUCGAAGGGGAAACCGGGAAAUGUGGGGCAUUUGUAGAAGCUGCGCACAGUUUAUUAAAACCUGGAAAAAGUAAACUUAA